GCUGGCUGCAGUGUUUACUCUAGCUCUGUGCCAUUACCCUUAGGGGGAUCCCGUUCUGUUUCCUGUAGCUGCCCAUGACUUUGCCUCCCCCACCUCCUCACACCCCACCUCUGGGACUCCACCUGCUCUGCUCCACUCCUGCCUUCUACCUAGGAGUCUCAGGAGCCCCUCUGGGUCUGCGUCUUGGUGUAAGUGUGUUUGCCCAGACUGAAGCGCAGUUCCGUCUCCUGGAUUUACUCUAGUUCAACUGAAAGGGAGGGUGUGUUGAGUGAGAGAAGCGGGUGUCGUUGGAGACAUCCUUAGGCCUACUUCCUGCCCGUCUUUGUUGUACCUGUCUGUGUUCUGUUGAAGGACCUUGACUUUCCUGAGGGACUCCGAUAUCAUUCUUCUCACAGCCAUCUGUUUCUUCUCCCAGGUGUGAUAUGGGAGUGAUGAGCUGAACAUGGGGUCGCUACUGUCACAAUUGGGUCUGGAGUGUGGGAGGAAGGAAGUAAAAGAGGAAGAAAGACACCUGCGAGCAAAUGACAGAGAAUUCAACUUGUCUUACGAGUAUGCUGACAAUGCCAUUAAAACCUCCAAAUACAAUAUCUUCACCUUUCUCCCGCUCAAUCUGUUUGAGCAGUUCCAAAGGCUGGCCAAUGCCUACUUCCUCUUCCUCCUCUGUCUCCAGCUCAUCCCAGAGAUAUCAUCCCUGUCCUGGUUCACCACCGUGGUCCCCCUGGUCCUGGUGCUCUCCAUGACCAUGGCUAAGGACGGCAGCGACGACAUAAACAGACACAGAUGUGACAGACAGGUGAACAACCGGAAGGUGGAGGUCCUCAUCGAUGGAGAACUAAGGAGUGAAAAGUGGAUGGAUGUUCAAGUUGGGGACAUCAUCAAGCUGGAGAAUAAUCAGUUUGUCACGGCCGAUCUCCUGUUGCUGUCCAGCAGUGAGCCUCUCAACCUCAUCUACAUAGAAACAGCUGAACUAGAUGGAGAAACUAACUUGAAGGUGAAGCAGGCCCUGACUGUAACAGGGGAACUGGAGGAUUGCAUAGAGAAACUGGCCAACUUCAAUGGCGAGGUGCGCUGUGAGCCACCCAACAACCGCCUAGAUAAGUUCACUGGCACCCUGACUCUGAAGGGAGAGAUGUACUCCCUGGACAACGAGAGGGUCCUGCUGAGAGGCUGUACUCUGAGGAACACCCAGUGGUGCUUCGGCCUGGUCGUCUUUGGAGGUCCAGACACCAAGCUGAUGCAGAACUGUGGAAAGACUACAUUGAAACGGACCAGCAUUGAUCGCCUCAUGAAUGUUCUGGUGCUGAGUAUCUUUGGUUUCCUGGCGGUUAUGUGUUUAAUCCUGGCCGUUGGGAAUGGAAUCUGGGAGUACCAGGAGGGCUCUAAGUUUGCUGCGUUCCUACCCAAGCAAGAGGGGGUUAACGCUCCCUUUUCAGCCUUCCUCACCUUCUGGUCCUACGUCAUCAUCCUCAACACUGUGGUUCCUAUAUCCCUCUAUGUCAGUGUGGAGAUCAUUCGUCUGGGGAACAGUUUCUACAUAGACUGGGACAGGAAGAUGUACUAUCCCAAGAGUGACACGCCUGCCGAGGCCAGGACCACCACGCUCAACGAGGAGCUGGGCCAGAUCAAAUACAUCUUCUCUGACAAGACUGGAACACUCACACAGAACAUCAUGACCUUCAACAAGUGUUCCAUCAACGGGAAGUCCUAUGGGGAGUUGUUGGACUUUUCUGGACAAAGAGUGGAGAUUAAUGAGAAAACAGAGAAGGUGGACUUCUCUUGGAACAACCUGGCCGACCCAAAGUUCUGUUUCCAUGACCACAGCCUAGUGGAGGUGGUGAGGGAGGGCAACCCCGAGGUGCAGGCCUUCUUCCGCCUGCUUGCGUUGUGCCACACCGUCAUGCCCGAGGAGAAGAAGGAGGGUGAAUUGUACUACCAGGCCCAGUCACCAGACGAGGGAGCUCUGGUCACAGCAGCCAGGAACUUUGGCUUUGUGUUCCGCUCUCGUACGCCAGAGAGCAUCACUGUAGUGGAGAUGGGAGAGCUGGUCACCUACGAGCUGCUGGCUGUACUGGACUUCAACAACGUCCGCAAGAGGAUGUCGGUCAUCGUCCGCAGUCCGGAGGGCAAGCUGACUCUUUACUGUAAGGGAGCAGACACCAUCAUCUUUGAGAGGCUGAACCCUUCUUGCAGCAAACUAAAGGAGGUCACCACCGAACACCUCAAUGAGUAUGCUGGGGAUGGUCUGCGUACGCUGGCUCUGGCCUACAAGGACAUAGACCCAAAGUAUAUGGAGGAGUGGAAACUGCGCCACCAUGAGGCCAGCACUGCCAUGGACGAGAGGGAGGAGAAGUUGGAUGCGCUGUAUGAGGAGAUCGAGAAAGGCCUGCUGCUGUUAGGAUCCACUGCAGUAGAGGAUAAGCUACAGGAUGGAGUGCCUCAGACCAUUGAGCAGCUCUCCAAAGCCGACAUCAAGAUCUGGGUGCUCACUGGAGACAAGCAAGAAACGGCAGAGAACAUUGGCUACUCCUGCAACAUGUUGCGAGAGGAGAUGACUGAAGUGUUCAUCGUGUCGGCAAACACAGCAGAGGAAGUCAGAAAGGAGCUCCAGACCGCAAGGAGGAAGAUGAGACCUGAUGGACCAGAGGAGUCUACAGUCACGAAGAGUAGAAGUGGCCUGUUUUGUCUUUUAAAGACAGAGACGGUGGCAGAUGAACCAGUGGAUGGAGAGUACGCUAUGGUGAUUAACGGACACAGUCUGGCCUUUGCCCUGGAGAAGGACAUGGAGAUGGAGCUGCUGCGGACAGCGUGUAUGUGUCAGACGGUGAUCUGCUGCAGGGUGACUCCACUGCAGAAAGCCCAGGUGGUGGAGCUGGUGAAGAAGUACAAGCAGGCUAUCACUCUGGCCAUCGGUGACGGCGCCAACGACGUCAGCAUGAUCAAGGCUGCUCAUAUAGGAGUAGGUAUAUCAGGUCAGGAGGGAAUGCAGGCGGUGCUCUCCAGUGACUUCUCCUUCGCUCAGUUCCGCUACCUGCAGCGCCUCCUGCUGGUGCACGGCCGCUGGUCCUACCUGAGGAUGUGCAAAUUCCUGCGUUACUUCUUCUACAAGAAUUUCACCUUCACCUUCGUCCACUUCUGGUACGGCUUCUUCUGCGGUUUCUCAGCACAGACUGUGUAUGACGAGUGGUUCAUCACCCUGUAUAACCUGGUUUACACAGCUCUACCUGUGCUGGCGUUGAGUCUCUUUGACCAGGAUGUAAAUGAUCGGUGGAGUUUCCAGUACCCCAAGCUCUACGCCCCAGGCCAGCUCAACCAGUACUUCAGUAAGAGGGCCUUUGUCUACACAGUGUUACACAGUGGCUACAGCUCCCUGGUCCUCUUCUUCAUUCCCUGGGCAGCCAUGUACGACACUGUCCGAGACGACGGCAAAGACAUUGUGGACUAUCAGUCCUUCGCCCUGCUGGCCCAGACCUGCCUGCUCAUCGCCGUCAGUAUACAGCUGGGUCUGGACACCCACUAUUGGACAUCAGUGAACCAGUUCUUCCUGUGGGGCAGUCUGUGUGUGUACUUUGCUGUCAUAUUCACCAUGUACAGCAAUGGCAUGUUUCUCAUCUUCACCUCCUCCUUCCCCUUCAUUGGCACAGCCAGGAACUCCCUGAACCAGCCCAAUGUGUGGCUGACUAUGCUACUCACCUCCAUCCUCUGUGUGCUUCCCGUGGUGGCAUAUCGCUUCCUCCGCAUCCUGCUGUGGCCCACUGUCAACGACAAGGUGAGGUACAAGGUGAGACAGGACAAGGUGUUACCCCCUGCCCCUCGCCGUGUCCAAGCCCGCCGCGCCAGUACCCGCCGGUCAGGCUACGCCUUCUCCCACGCCCAGGGCUACGGUGACCUGGUGACCUCAGGCAGAUUCCUGCGGUGGACCCCGAAGAGCCGGCCAGCCCUUUUCUCCCAGACAGACUCCCCAUUGGCCCAGACCCAGCCUCAGUUCUACCGCACCAUCAAUGAGGGUGGAGAGCCACCACUGAGUCCCUAGGAGUGAUGACCUAACAGAGCACACAGUGUUCUGGCCAUUCAGUCUGAAAAUCCUCAAUCUAUUCCUAAAAGAAAAAUCAAAUGUCAAUCAGCCAUGUUUCUGUGAAACACUUCCACGGAUGUAAGGAUGUGGAACAUUCUUCUGGAUGAAAAGUACAAGGACAACCCCAAGCCUAAAUUCAGCCAGGUUUAGUUUCAAGAUGUAUGUAUGUGGAAGUACUGUACUUGUAACUGUAAAGAAAAAAGUAUUGGUGAUACAGCAACAAAAUCAUGCUGGACAUAAGUCCAAAAUGAUCAUUAUGGUACAAUGGUCAUAGUGGCGGUUGGUGCCGUUUAUGAUUAGGGAAGACAAUUUUUUUUAUGGGCUUAUUUCUAUUACAGCAUACUAUUGGAUGACUGUCAUUCCUAUUCCAUUCACCCAGCUCAAUGUAACAUCUAUAGGUGUAGGCUGCUACAUCAUACUCUAAUUUUCCCUAUACCCAUCAUGAGGCUGCUACAACCUAGCCUAGGUGCACAUGUCAAAAUACAAAUGGGAGUAAUCAAGGUGACAGACAGUGCCUGCAUCUAGCUGAUCUAGGGUGUAAUCAUUAGUUCAAACCGUUGCAAACGAGA
This is a messenger RNA of Oncorhynchus tshawytscha (Chinook salmon), 4641 nucleotides long. RefSeq names its product phospholipid-transporting ATPase ID. The record is from RefSeq and is a predicted model, not a curated record. Gene Ontology annotation, biological process: phospholipid translocation; Golgi organization. Lineage: Eukaryota; Metazoa; Chordata; Actinopteri; Salmoniformes; Salmonidae. Gene Ontology annotation, cellular component: plasma membrane. Bases 443 to 4030 code for a protein of 1195 amino acids. Gene Ontology annotation, molecular function: ATP binding; ATPase-coupled intramembrane lipid carrier activity; ATP hydrolysis activity. The transcript has 28 exons.